AUGAGACACACGUACCUGGCGGCCAUCCUGUCCCACGUUGGUCUGUCCUCUGACUACUGUUCGGAUGUUGUCAUCCAACCUCCUGGAGAAAAGAAUCUGUUGGUGUCGACAGUCCAAGCCACGAUGGCGACGGUAUCGGGGAUCACGGUUGUCCUUAACUGCAAGGAUGUGGUGCACGACAGGCACUGGCUGGCUGUAGAGUACAUCUGGGUCCUCGUUCCCUACAUGACCUACGACAUUUACGUCAUGUACCUCUGCCACUGGCACAAGAGUCUGGAGAGGGGAGUCGCAGAGACGAAGCAUUCGCUGGCCAGCGUGCGGAGCUUCCUCCUGCAGGAGCGGCUGAUGGUGACCCACCACCUCUUCAUCCUCGUUGUGCUCACCCCCGUCACCCAGCACUUCAGGGGAGAGCUGGGGGACUUCUUUGUGGGCUGCAUCUUCAUAGCAGAGCUGAGCACCCCUUUUGUAUCGCUGGGCAAAAUCCUCGUGCAGCUCAAAAUGCAGGACACCCUCCUGCACAAGGUGAACGGGAUCCUCAUCCUGGUGACCUUCUUCCUCUGCCGGAUUCUCCUCUUCCCCUUCAUGUACGCGGCCUACGCCAGGCAGGUGGGAAUCCCCAUUUACAUGGUGCCUUUCCGCAUCCCCCUGCACUGCAACAUCGCCAACGCCUCCCUCAUCGCCCCACAGCUCUACUGGUUCAGGCUCAUCUGCCGCAAAGCUGCCCGACUCUACGGCGGCUCGCCUGCCGACAAGAGCAGAUAACGCCUGGCGGCAGCAGCCCAGCACGGGGGCUGGAAAAGGGUCAGUCCCCCUGCCCCCCCGGCUCCUCCGCCCUCACUGCCAGUGCGGAAGCAGAGCGGCAGCAGCGAUGCCACCGGGCUGGGUUAGCUGGAAGCAGCCUCACCGUUCCCAUCGCCGUGCCCAGCAGUGCCAGCCUUGGGCUAGGAGGGCUUCCUCCCCACGCCGCUCCCGUGCCGUGUGUCCUCCCACCCCUGGGAGCCGGGGCAGGAGCCAGCGAGGAAGAGAUCUGCCCGUAAGCACAACAUUCCUUCUGGGAUCCAGCGCUGCGGCACCCAACUAACGGUUACACGAGAGGGGUUUGUUACAAACGGCCCCCCCGCCCCGCGUCUUUCAGGGCUGACACCAGACACCGGCACCCAGCUUGGCGAGGCAGACGGAACCUGCAGCCCUGAGGCGGCAGCCGAGGCGAUGCUGGAGCGUGCGCAGCCCCCCGCAGCAGCGCUGGGGAUGGGGGCGCCGUGUGCCAGGCCUGCUGCAGCCCCAACGCGCCCCUCCGGCUCUGGUUUACUGCUGAGAGCAGAGGCAGGCCCUGGGGCUGUGGCACAGCUCUGCACAGCCUGUUCCCGACCUUUACCGGCUCCACCUCUACACUACAUCUGCGUUCUGCGUUCAGCCUCUUAACCCGCGCUGCUGCUGGGCUCAGACUCAUUUAAGACUCCACUUAACCCAAAGGUGCUUUUCACUACAACUGCCUGGUGUCUGUGGGUGACAGUCCCUGGGGAGGGUGGCUCUGGUGUCCCCAGCAAGCUGGAUGGGCAAGAAACUUGUGCCAGGAUAGAGGAACGGUGACGCUGUCUGGGCAGAGCACCCGUGGCUGAAGGGCAGGAUGGGGACUGGAGAGUGCUGAGUCCCUGUCUCUGGGCACCACGCAGAGCCCUUUGUUAGCAGGGGAUGCAACUUUCAAACCCCCUCCCCUAACUGCAGCUGCUUUUAUCCACACCACAUCCCCACAGUGGGGAUUGGAAAGCUCAGGUGGCACACUCUGCCCUGCUCCCACUCCGGCCAACACCAGCAGCCCUGGCAGCACCCUGGGUACCGGUACAGCCCCAGCUCCGGUCGUACGGUCCGUCCCUCCUGCCCCAGCCCAGUGCCCUGCCAGGCGAGGUCUGCCAAGGAGGGAACUGGGUCAGUGCAGGAGGAACCACAACCCCAGAGCAGGGCACUGAGCUGUGUCCUUCACCAGUUCAAGCCCCUUUCCACCUUCAGUCACAGCAAAAUGGGUCCAGGUGUCGCGGCCCUCCCUGCACCGUGGGGUUCGUGAGCCUUGUGGGUGUGCACCGGUCAGAGGGCAGCCAGUAGGAGCCAGGGCA
Molecule: messenger RNA, 2111 nt
Organism: Athene cunicularia (burrowing owl)
Lineage: Eukaryota; Metazoa; Chordata; Aves; Strigiformes; Strigidae
Gene: TLCD3A
Product: family with sequence similarity 57 member A
Exons: 5
Coding region: 1-762 (253 amino acids)
Biological process (GO): lipid homeostasis
Cellular component (GO): membrane; endoplasmic reticulum
Source: RefSeq, a predicted model, not a curated record